GAAACUCUGCCUUUGCUCCCUGUGGGCGAGGUCAGCUUCCCCAGCGGGCAGGGAUGGGCAGGCAGGUCUGCAUGGUGCUGGCAGAUCACCUCGGACAUCCCUGGCCCUUCAGCCCCCUCCCCCCUGGGCAAACAGCCUGGAGCCAUCCAAAUCCUUCUGGCAAGAGCCUGGAGUGCCCUAUCCCUGCUGCCCAGCCCUGACUCCAUCGAUGGCAAAGCAAAGAGCAGCUCUGGGACCUCUCCCUUCUCCCCUUCUCCCCCUGGGGGUGUGCUGGGAAGGGCAGAUGGUGACGGUGUGCACGGGAACAGAGGGGACGUGGCUCCAGGGCUGCCUUCAGCCCCUGCUCCGUGCCCUCCCUGGCUUCUUGGGAGGAGCCAUCCCCAAGGGAUGGGAGGUGUGGAUGAGCCCAGGGCUUGGGGUUACCUGGAGCCUGGGAGCCAUCAGGCAGGUGCAUGGGGAAUACAUCUUGGCAGAGACAAGGGAAUGUGUCCCUUCUCCAUUCACCACCAGAAGGGACACCCACAGAGACACCCUGGCAGUGUGUGGCCACUCCUGUUUGCAGACACUGGAAAUAAUAAUUGAUACAGGGCAAAUAUCUGCCUUAGGGGAAGCAUGAAUCUGCUGUGGACAGGGAGUGGUGGGGAAGAGGACAAAUGGUGAGGAUGGCCACAGAGGGGAUAAACUGGAGAGGGCUGAUCUGGAGGCAAGCAGAUUCCCUCUCCUCCACCUUUUUUUUCCUUCCAUCUCUCCCUGUUCAGGUGCUCAGAUCAAGUGCCCCGACGCGUGGUGCUGGCAGGAGGGCAGGCAGUGGUCCUUGUCCCUUCCAGCCCCCAACCAUGGUUUGCAAUGAAAACCAGAAAGCCGGGAGGUGGCCGGGGAGGGAUGGAAUUACCUGGCAGGACCAGUUCCCACCGACCCCUCCAGCCUCUUGGCCACCCCAGGCCCAGCCAUCGGCCACACCCGGGAAGCAGCUGCAUCCCUGGGCUGGUGACAGUGACAGGAGGUGCCAGCAAGGGGGAGGAGGGCACGGUGGUGGGCACCUGUGCCCGCGGCGUGGUGCCAUCAGUGGAGCAGUGAGUGCCCUGUGCCUCAGCCAGCCCCAUCCCCCUGUCCCUGCAGUGGGCCCGCCAUCCAUCGAUGGAUGCUGGCGUCUCAGCCAUCGAUCCCCGCUCACCCGCGCGGCUCCCGGCCUCCGCUGCCGCUCGUUUUUCCGUGAAUGGCACGGGCUGAGUGGGGCGUCUGCGGAACCGAGUCAGGCCAAGCCCCUGCUCCUUGACAGCGCUGCUGCUGUGCCCCUCAGCAGGGCCGAGAGGCCUCACAGGAGCCCCCAGAGGCGCCGGCAGCCGUUUUCCUCACCAGACAAGGUGGUUUUGGUGGUGAUGGUUGGGAUUGGAGCCCCUUCUUGGGGCUUGGGACAGGCAAGGGCUGCUUUUGAGCUGGUUCUGGCCCUCAGACCUCUGAGGCUCAGCAGUGAAGGUGGUGCCUGGCACAGGCUGCUGAGGGAUGGGAGUUGGCUGCAACGUGACCCUGUUCCUGUGGCCUCAGAGAUCCAGGCACCUCCAUGCCUGUCCUCCUGGGAGCCUGGCAGCAGGCAGCUUGCUUCAGGGACACUUCUGGCAUUCACCCAUGGUUUACCUGGGGAGGAGAUGCCCACCAUCGCCUGGCACCGGCCAUGCUGGCACAGCAGCACCACUGUUGCCCUCACUGGGGACCAGAGCCUGGAGAACAAGGUGCUCUCCAGCCCGGCACCUCCCCACGCUGCCAGCCAGGGGCUCCUGCCGCCGCUCUGCCCACACCCUGCCACCGUGGCAGUGGGUCUGCCCCUCACAAUCUGGACGGCUGUUUUAUUUCUAUGGCAACAUUUCUCCCGAAACACUUCAGAGGGAGCCUGGUGCUGUUUGAUAAUGAGGGAAGCAGCGUCCCCCAUUCUGUCCCCUGCAAAAGGCUCGGAGAAACGACCCUGACACAUCUCCCCACCUCCUUCCCUCCCCGGCAAGCGGUACCAGCGUUGGUACAAAGAGCUGCUGGCCUUGUCCCAGCUGCCUCUCUGCUGCCUGCUCUCCUUUCCCCUGCCUUCAGCCGGGCUCUCCCCGCUCCCUUCCUGCUGGCAGCGAGCACAAGCACCCGCGCAGACUGCCCAGCUGAAAGGAGCCAGAGCAGGUGGAUGUGGAAAGCGCCUGUGCCCCAGAGGAGGGCAAAGCCCGGGAGAGCUGCGCGGAUCGGCCCCGCCGGUGAGCGCGGGGCUGAAGGGCACCGGGCACCCCCGAGCCGGGCACACAGGCGCUUCACCCUCUGAAAAGCUCGAUGGCACCGUGAAGAGGCGGUGCCUGCCGCGGGACCUGGCACAGCGGCCUCAGAACUCCUCUCCUCUCCUGUUCGCGCUGCUCCCAGCACCGAGAGAGAGCCUCGUGUCUGGGCGGAGGGGAGCGGGCAGGAGCCGCGGGCAGCGCCACAGGCGACAGGCAGGCGCGUGCCCAGGAGCAAUCGCAAUGGCAGCGCUGGUCCCAGCUCGCCAGAGGUGAAACCUGGAGCUGCCCAGUCCCACGUGAGUGCUGCUGCAUGAGCUCCCACGCCCUGCCAGCUCCCACGGCCCCCUGACACCCGAUGACCGAGCAAGCCAUGGGCAGCGUCCGAGUCAAUCGGUACAGCAUUGUCUCCACCGAAGAGGAUGGACACAAGGUCUCUACUCUGGGCAGCAUGAACGGGCACAGCCGGAAUGGGAAGGGCCACGCUCCCCGGCGGAAGCACCGCAACCGUUUCGUGAAGAAGAACGGCCAGUGCAACGUUUACUUUGCCAACCUGAGCAACAAAUCUCAGCGCUACAUGGCCGACAUCUUCACCACCUGUGUGGACACGCGCUGGCGGUACAUGCUGAUGAUCUUCUCCGCCGCCUUCCUGGUCUCCUGGCUCUUCUUCGGCUUCCUCUUCUGGUGCAUUGCUUUCUUCCAUGGUGACCUCAAUGCGCCGGCAGUGGCAGGUAGCCCCUCUCUCCUCAAGCCCUGCAUCAUGCACGUGAACAGCUUCCUGGGGGCUUUUCUUUUCUCAGUGGAGACACAGACAACCAUCGGGUACGGCUUCCGCUGCGUGACCGAGGAGUGCCCGCUGGCCAUCAUGGCAGUUGUGGUGCAGUCCAUCGUGGGCUGCGUGAUUGACUCCUUCAUGAUUGGCACCAUCAUGGCCAAGAUGGCAAGGCCCAAGAAGCGGGCCCAGACCCUUCUCUUCAGCCAUCAUGCCGUGAUCUCCGUGCGGGACGGCAAACUGUGUCUCAUGUGGAGGGUGGGCAACCUGAGGAGGAGCCACAUUGUGGAGGCCCAUGUCAGAGCCCAGCUCAUCAAGCCCUACAUGACGGAGGAAGGGGAAUACCUCCCACUGGACCAGCGGGACCUAAAUGUGGGCUACGAUGUGGGUCUUGAUCGUAUAUUUUUGGUCUCACCCAUUAUUAUCGUUCAUGAGAUUGAUGAGGAGAGCCCCCUCUAUGGGAUUGGCAAGGAAGAGCUGGAGACGGAGAAUUUUGAGAUUGUGGUUAUUCUGGAGGGGAUGGUGGAAGCCACAGCCAUGACCACACAGGCACGAAGCUCUUACCUCGCUAGCGAAAUCCUUUGGGGUCAUCGCUUUGAACCAGUCGUGUUUGAGGAGAAGAACCACUACAAAGUGGAUUACUCGCGCUUUCACAAGACAUACGAGGUAGCUGGCACACCUUGCUGCUCAGCCCGGGAGCUGCAAGAAAGCAAGAUGACCAUCUUACCUUCUCCUCCACCUCCCAGUGCCUUCUGCUAUGAGAAUGAGCUGGCACUUGUCAGUCAAGAUGAAGAUGAAGAUGAUGAUGAAGUGGGUGUGGUGUUAGGGGGCAACACCAAGGAGGAGGGAGGUAUCAUCCAGAUGAUGGAUUUUGGAAGCCACCUGGACCUGGAGCGGCUCCAGGCAACUCUGCCUCUAGAUACAAUCUCAUACCGCAGGGAGUCAGCCAUCUAACUCCUCCAGCCUCCCCGUUCCUCACCCAUUGCCUACAGUCUCCUCUGUUCCGUACCCAUACACUGGAUAAUUUCCUUCACCACCAGAUAAUGCCUCCCAUGAUUGCCUCUCAGCCCCAAACACACCAAGGCCUGGAGCUGCUCGGAUAUACUCCCUUUCUCACCAGGUCCUAAUGCCUGGGAGAGGAGUGAGGAUACACUGCUCUUUCUGGGUACGCAGCUUGGGCUAGAACCCCUUCCCUGCCCAGAGACAGGAGGGCAGCAGGCCUGGUUUCUUGUCUCUGGAGAGGUGACAGGAGUCCCUGCCUUCAGUGGACAGAUUGGGACCCACAGCAAGUGUUUCUGCUGCUGAGGCGAGAGCAGACUUUCUGUCCCCUCUCACUAUGGGUAGGCCCCAUGGCUGUCAAGGGUCAUCGCCAUCGCUGGGAGAGGAGCAACACCUAAGCACUGACCAGAUGAGGAUAGAAGGGAGAGUUUGGGACUCUUGGAGGGAGUGGGGAAGGAUCUCAAGGAAGGAGUUUACUUGCAUGUUUGUUGCUUGUUGCACAUGAUUCUGUAUAUAAAAGAGAAGGAGAACUGAAAUCGAUAUUCUCCCACAGCAAAUGCCAAGCUAGGAGACAAGGACAUUCUACAUAGGCUGCUCUGCACUCUCCUUGGCUUUUGGUGUCUGUCACCUCCAGAAGCAGCUCGGCUCCAUGGACUUGGAUCCAGUUCUCCCAGUCCUCUGGAAAAACAUGUCCUGCUCCUCUCCUGAGAUACUGGCAGAGGAGGCAGAGCCCUGUGCUUACCACACUCAGACUGCUCCCUGGCGCAGCACAGCCAGAUGGCACACAGGUGACCUGACUGGACAGCAGACCCUCCACUUGCUCCUUUUGCCUCCUCCAUUCUUCUCCCUGAUGCCAUCAGCUGUAAAACAGAAUUUGUAACUAUUUAUUUUUAAUAAAGUCUAAUAUCCCAAGGGGAGGUUUGGAAGCAAAGGACAGACUCCAAGGCUGCAGCCUGGUAUAGAGACUGAUGAGGGUUAUUAGGGCUGGUGUUUGCUAUUUGUAUGGCAUUGGACCCUGGAAGCUCCACCACGAGCGCUCUCUUGUUCUGGACCUCUCUGGUAAAGGCCUAUAACAAGAGACUCAGAGAAUUUGCUCAGG
Passer montanus (Eurasian tree sparrow) is the source of this 5116-nucleotide messenger RNA. It is a transcript of the gene KCNJ4, whose product is annotated as potassium inwardly rectifying channel subfamily J member 4. The record is from RefSeq and is a predicted model, not a curated record. Lineage: Eukaryota; Metazoa; Chordata; Aves; Passeriformes; Passeridae. Gene Ontology annotation, cellular component: plasma membrane. Gene Ontology annotation, molecular function: inward rectifier potassium channel activity. Gene Ontology annotation, biological process: potassium ion import across plasma membrane; regulation of monoatomic ion transmembrane transport. The coding region runs from base 2605 to 3972 and encodes 455 amino acids. The transcript is spliced from 3 exons.